Mizuhopecten yessoensis (Yesso scallop) is the source of this 1473-nucleotide messenger RNA. Its product is annotated as alpha-(1,3)-fucosyltransferase C-like. The record is from RefSeq and is a predicted model, not a curated record. Lineage: Eukaryota; Metazoa; Mollusca; Bivalvia; Pectinida; Pectinidae. Gene Ontology annotation, molecular function: alpha-(1->3)-fucosyltransferase activity. Bases 107 to 1243 code for a protein of 378 amino acids. Gene Ontology annotation, cellular component: membrane. The transcript has 2 exons.
GUUUUUAAGGUUUUACCGCGGCAGCAGAAGCCAGGGAUGACGUGACGUCGGAAUACACGAUUCUGUUUUAACUGUAAAAGGUGUACCGUUGCAGCAGGAGCCAGCGAUGUGGCCUUGGAGUUUCUUGAAACGGGCCUUUGUCCUGUUGCUGUGCAUAGCAGUGUGUUAUCAACUAAAAACGAUCUGGACUUACUUUAACAAGCACCUUUCCAAGUCCAACGCCGCUACGACCAAACCGCUCCCAAUACUAGAGUCAAGCGUUACCAAAGACAAAAUCAUCUCACCUCCGAAAGAAGAAACGUCCAUACAUGUUCAUUAUUAUCGGAAACCAGUAUCAGUAUCUUUACAAGCGUUCGCAAGAUGUGAUCACAAAUGCCACAUGACAGACGGAGACACAGUGAACAAGGACGCCGCCGUCACAAUUGUACAUGGUCCCUAUAUUACUGCAGACUGGAAAGUGCCUCCAAAGCCACCAGGACAAAUAUGGGUGUUUCAAGCUAUGGAACCUCCUAUUGGCGUUCAGGGAACUCUACAAAAAUGGCGAGGUUUAUUUAAUUGGACGAUGACGCAUCGACGAGAUUCGGAUAUUUUCUCGCCAUAUGGCUCUUUCAUGAAAAUCCCGAAAUAUUCAAAUGUGAAGUUGUCUCCUCUGAAAUGGGAAUCAAAGGACCGUCAGGCGGCAUGGUUUGUAUCUCAUUGCCAAACUGUGGGAAAACGAGAGCUGUACACGAAAAAGUUAGCUAACAGUGUAGAUAUUCAUAUUUAUGGCGGCUGUGGUGAUUAUAGCUGUCCUCGGGCGCAAGAGAAGUCAUGCCUCGGUGAGCUGGACCAACACUAUAAAUAUUACCUCGCAUUCGAAAAUUCUUUUUGCGAUGGUUACAUAACUGAGAAACCGUUUAAAAUGUACUGGAAUGACCUUUAUACGAUCCCAAUCACACGUGGAUUGACGGAAAGGUAUGACAUGUUCUUACCGCCAGGCUCAUUUCUUAACACCGAUGAUUUUCCAUCGAUUGAGAAAUUAGGGGAAGAAAUGAACGCGAUUUCUAAGAAUAAAUCAAGGUUUGAAAGUUUCUUUAAUUGGAGGAAAUAUUACGUUACUGAGGAAAUCGAUUUGUUUUACUGUGACCUAUGUCGUAUGUUGCAUUAUCCUGACAAAUAUCGACGUGUGUACGAUAAGAUAGAGGACUGGGUCAUAGGUCAUCCUGACCGAAGGGCGUGUCGGGAUCCCAAGGAUAUCAAGUAGUAUGCACAUCAUCGUAGUCUUACUAUUGUGCUUUAUUUAACGUAAACACGGUGCCUGUAUUGUAUUUCAAGGAUGUAAUAGCAAAUCUGAACUAAACAUAACCUGGCUUUUUGAGCAAUGCAUUUUUUUCUUUUUAAAUUUUACCUUAUAUCAUAUGACCUUAUGUAUUAUUUUUUUUUGAUAAACAUACGUUAUUUAACAGACACCCACAUGACUAAAUUAUACAACAA